This is a messenger RNA of Ixodes scapularis (black-legged tick), 2922 nucleotides long. RefSeq lists its product as uncharacterized. Gene Ontology annotation, molecular function: nucleic acid binding; RNA-DNA hybrid ribonuclease activity. Bases 1 to 2892 code for a protein of 963 amino acids. The record is from RefSeq and is a predicted model, not a curated record. Lineage: Eukaryota; Metazoa; Arthropoda; Arachnida; Ixodida; Ixodidae. The transcript has 2 exons.
AUGGCCGAGGCCGGCCCUUCCUCCGGCCAGGACAUACCUUCAGUCGAAAUGGAAGAUCUGCCUAUGGGUACGUCAAGUGCUUCGAGCACAAUCUCCUACUACGAGAGCAUCUCUGACGAUCCCGGUGACGAUUCCGACCCAUAUAACCUGGUCCAGAGUCGCAAAAAACGCAAAGCUUCCAGCAGCUCCGAGACAAGUAAUAAGACCGUCAGAAACACGAAACAAGAACAUCCCCACCUUGUAGUGGUACUGAAGCCAAAAGAUCCAUCCAAAAUAAUCGCCACAAUCAAUCCGCUGAAAAUCACCGAGAAGCUAGAGAUGACUGCCCCAGAUGGAAUUAUCCUUGUCAGGCCAAACCGAAGGCUGAAUCUACUCGCUAUAGACACGAGAAACAGAGAUGCGACAAAAGCUUUGCUUGCACUGACCACCAUCGGAGGCAUCCCUGUCCAGGCCUACGAGCCUUUUCCCCGUGAAUCGGCCAUCGGAGUUGUAUACGGAGUACCGUCAGACAUAAACGACACGGAACUUCAGGUGGCUAUACGAGCUACGGCGCCUGUUAUCUCCGUUCGUCGGCUAGGCACGUCCCAAGUAGUUAAGGUUGUCCUCAACACAGACAUUUUGCCGGAAUACAUCACGAUUGGAUAUACAAGAUACAGGAUGGAACCGUUUGUAGAGAAACCUCGCCAAUGCUCGAAAUGCAAUGGGUUUGGACACAUUCGAACCGCGUGCACGAAAGAGUCACGUUGCACACGCUGUGGAGGACCACAUGAACGCACCGGCUGCAAUGCAGACAACCCCCUCUGCACGAACUGCGGCAAAGCUCAUGACUCGACAUCUCAUCUUUGUCCGGCAUACCAAAGAGAACAAAAGAUAUACAAGUACAAGAGCCAAGCUAAAGUUGGCUAUGCGUCCGCGAAAGCGGCGCUGCUCGCAUCGAAAGAACAACUGGCAGAAGAGACCCCUAAAACGACUGCGUCAAAGGAAAAGAAACCAUCUGCAGCUCAAGAACUCCCAACGAGCGAAGACUCCUCAUCAGCCAAGCAGUCCAACCUGAGACACCUGCAGAAAUACGCGAAGAAAAACACGAGUAGUCCCCCAAUCAAGUGGAACAUGUUCAGCAUAUGCCUUAUAGGCCUUCUGAAGGUACUCCCUGUUUCUGUGCAUGUAUCUUUAUACGCUGACGACAUAUGUUUCUGGUCAUCGAGCAAGUCUUUAUAUAUAAACAGAGCCAGGCUACAAAAAGCCCUCAACAUUGCCGCACGGUACCUUAGCAGCCGAGGCUUGUACAUAUCACCAGAGAAGUCUGCGGCGUUGGCGUUUACAAUGAAACAAACAUACAGAUACCCCAUUAACUUAGAAGGAAUCCCAAUCCCAUAUGUCUCCGAACAUGCAUUUUUGGGCGUGACUCUCGAUAGGCAAAUGACGUGGGGACCCCAUAUUAAACGGUUAAAGAAAAAGCUCACCUCGUUUACACAUAUAAUCAAAAUGAUCAGUGGAACCAGAUGGGGAUGCUCUGUAUCGGCGCUGAUGGCUCUGUAUAACGCUCUAUUUGUCGGUCUUAUGCGCUACAGUUUGCCAGUCAUGCAACGUGUCUCGCGGUCUUGUUUUAAAGAACUUGAAAGCGCGCAAGCUCAAGCACUUCGUGCCUGCUUUGGAUUGCCAAAAUGUACCUCCACCUCUGGAACUCUGGCGGAAUCUCGUGCGAAAUCUCCCGCAAUAUUAAGGACGCAAGAAACACUGCGAGCUCAUCUACGACACAAAACCAGAGUGUAUAAACACCACCUGGUGGACAUUGUCAAAUAUAGACCAUCAUCUGCCUUUGCGCAAGUUAUUAUGGUACUAGAAGACUAUAUGCCAAGUUCAAUUGAGGCAGCUGCGAUUCCACAAUAUCCACCUUGGAAGUACCCUCACUUGGAAAUAAGAACAAGCAUACCAGGAAUCACUAAAAAAAAUUCAGCUCCUUCCCCGGUAAUUACACAGAUAUCUCUCGAAUAUAUUCAAAGAACUUACGAGUCAUUUACUCAUAUCUACACCGAUGGUUCUACAAUUCCCACAUCUUCAGCCCUGGGGGUAUACAUUCCAUCCACAGCCACAUACAUAAAGGCUAAACUAAGCCACGCCACCUCAUCAACAGCGACAGAACUAGCAGCUAUUCGUGCAGCUGUUGUACACGCGGGCACUGAAAGCCCACGAUGUUGGGCAAUACUUGUCGACUCCAGAUCUGCGUUGUACGCUCUAUCUUUGAUAAGAAAAGACAACAUUAACUCACAACUAGUCCAUGAUAUUUUACAGGCUAUUCAGCAUGCAUCGAAUCAAGGACAUCACUUCAUCUUGCAGUGGAUACCGGGCCACUCCGGGAUAAUUGGAAACGUGUGCGCCGAUAGAGCCGCUAAAGACGCCCACGAGAGCACAAUUUCUGUAUCUAUUCCGUUUUCAAGAUCUGAUGCCAAUCAUUUAAUCAAAUCUAUCGGAAAUGAAAUCUCACUAUCUUUAUGGGAAAAUCCACAAUAUCACUAUUACAGCCUUCAUCGUAUUGAUCCUAAACUCGAAUUCCGGAUACCACGAGGACUACCAAGGAAACUUGAGACGGUGUUACAUCGUUUGCGGCUCAAUGUUGCAUAUACUAAAUAUUAUCUUCAUAAAAUUGGCAAAGCUGAAUCUUCCGAUUGUUCAUCGUGUAGAACAAUUCAUAACAUCGAACACGUCCUGUGUGCCUGCGGGGAUUACAGUAUUGAAAGGACCGCACUGAAGACUCGCCUGAAAUUAAAGGAAGAGGACCAGGUGGACUUGAAGCUUCUGUUUGGACCCUGGCCUUCCACUGCAGACAGUUACAAGGCCACUGAAGCUCUUUUACAUUUCAUUAAGAAGACACAUCUUCAACAAACACUUUAAGGAACUGCAGUCCAGUGUGCUGCAAAGUGA